Sphenostylis stenocarpa is the source of this 552-nucleotide messenger RNA. NCBI's taxonomy places the organism in Eukaryota, Viridiplantae, Streptophyta, Magnoliopsida, Fabales, Fabaceae. The record is from the annotation of a GenBank genome assembly.
AUGUACGAGUAUGCGAUACAGUUUGAGAGACUGUAUAGAUUUUACUCCCAAGCUACAUCAGAAGAGUGGAAAUGUCAGAGGUUCUCGGAUGGUUUGAAGGCCGACAUUAAAGUGAUCUUGAUUCCGUUGGAGAUCACAAUGUUUGCUAAGUUGGUGGAUCAUACCACCAUCAUUGAGGGGUUGAUGCAAGGGGGAGCUGGAGGGGUGGGAAAGGCCCAGUCCAAUAGAAGCAACGAAAGCCAAGGGAAGAGUGGGGGUGCAAGGAAAGGCCCCUACCACAGUCAGGGUAGGAGGCAACGGUUUCGGUCUACUCAUUCUGGAGGGGCAACCUCAUCUGUCCCUAGGCCUGUGGGGAUUACUAGUUCUCCACUUAUGCCACGAGGUGUAGGUGGACCGUCAUGGGUGACCCCAACACCAUCUGUUGUGAGGUGCUACUGGUGUAGUGGACCACAUUUCAUGAGCCAGUGCCCGCAGCCUGGCCAGAGUGGAGCGGCAUCUUCCACAGCUAGUGCAUUGCAUGCCAUGAGGCCCAGAGCUGUUAGAAUUCCCUAG